ACCUAAGACUACCCGCAACCCCCCCCUCUCUCUUCUUCUUCCUCUCUUUCUCUCCUUCUUCUCCAAAUAUCCUCCCAUGGAAGCCCCUACCCCUCACACCCCUUCUCCCUCACGUCACACACAACACAUAUAUGCACACAUACGCGACGCAUACACACACAACUCGUCGAUCUCCCUCUCUUGUCCGCCAUGGUUGCGUCUUCAAGAUCUUGCCACUGCGUCCAUUGCUUUGCUUCUUCUUCCUCGACACAUGCUGCCAGCCAUGGCUGCGUAUACAGCUCUUCAAAAGGACCAAAAGAUCCCAUCACUGCUGUCCGUCAUGGCUGCGUCUCCAAGCUCUUCAAACGAGCACAAGAUCUCGUCGUAUUGCUGCCCGUUGUUUCUUCUUCUCCGCUCGUCGUUGCUACUGUCUUCUUCUUCAGAUCGUCACCUGUUUGUUGCUUCUUCUUCUCCGACGUUGUUGCUGCGUUUCUCCAUUUCUCGCGCUGCUGCCAUGCUUCCUUCUUCGUCCUCUUCCAAACAACCAAACUACUUUCCGUUCGAGUUCGUCGUCGCUUCGAUCCGGUACACUACUCUGAAUCAUUUCAACAUAUGUAUUGAAGAUGAAAUGAAAUGGCCGGAAGAUUUAAGUUUUUUUUAAUUAUAGAAUAUUCGCAUUUUUAGUUAAAUAUUCAUUAUGUGUCUCAUGUUAUGUAAAUGGUAGAAGUAUUUAUUAUGUGAAAUAUUAAACUGCGGGACUAGUGGAUGGGUGUCAGUAUGAACACCAUAAGUAUUAGUUUCGGCUUUGUUAAUUUUUUAGCUUAAAAUCGCAUUCAAAUCGUUAGUAAAUAUUCAAUACGAGAAACCGACUUAAUUUGA
Molecule: messenger RNA, 858 nt
Organism: Nicotiana tabacum (common tobacco)
Lineage: Eukaryota; Viridiplantae; Streptophyta; Magnoliopsida; Solanales; Solanaceae
Source: RefSeq, a predicted model, not a curated record